Molecule: messenger RNA, 150 nt
Organism: Funneliformis mosseae
Lineage: Eukaryota; Fungi; Glomeromycota; Glomeromycetes; Glomerales; Glomeraceae
Source: the annotation of a GenBank genome assembly
AUGAAGAAGUUGAGGAAGCUAGAAGGUGUUAAAGAUGAUAAUACAAUACCGGAAGGAUCUAAAGAAGCAAAUAGAAUGAAAACUCAUCAUAUUUCAUUUGAAGAAUAUAAGAAAUGGAUAGAAAACCUUGAAAGUGCAGGACUUAUCAAU